AUGCAAGCGUGUCAGAGAAGGCCGGGUCGCGUGGUCUGGAUCCAGAUGCUCAAAGCGGUGAAGCUCAACUACGACAUGGCCAACCUCCAGGAGCUCAUGCUGCUUUGUGUGCCCCUAGCGUGCUCCGUUGAGGUGGUGGCAGGCUUCCUGGCGCCACUCUAUCUGUAUCAGGGGCUCCGAUCGGGCACGCUCAUGUCGCAAGACCUGCUCGUUCCUGGAUGCUACGCGAGCCAUACAAGACUACCCUUCCGCCUCGCGGUUGCCGCUGACCAGCACGCAGAGUUCCAGAAAAGCAUGGAAUUACCUGAAGCUGCGCGAGAGCUGGGUAAGACUUGGCUGAUACAUUUCGAGGACCCCGGCAAGGCUCCACAUCCGGUCAUUUUCACAGCCGUCGAGCAGCCAAGGCUGCCCAGAGCGCAAGCGAGCCGAGGCAUGGCCUCGGGUAAACCUGCCAAACCUGCCAGAGGCACCGCGGUACUGUUUGCGGGCGACUGGCGCUUCGAUGAGGGAGUUGUGGCCAGUAUACAGAGGCAUUUAGUGAGGCCGUUGAAGGCUAAGGUCUUUGCAGUGGUCAGCCGUCGGGGACAGCGACAUGGCUGGGUGGAGCGUCGCUCCAUGAAGAAGCUGCUGCCGUCUCUAGCAGCCUUUGCAUGGGAAAUAGACGACUCUGCAGAAGACCUCCGUGGCAAGAUCCGUCCAAGGGCCCUGGAGCGUUAUCAGCGAAUGGGCGGACGGGCUUUGGCGCCCCUCGCCCAACACAGCAAAGGAGGGUCUCUGCACAGCCUCGUGAAGCUACAAAAGGUGUUGGACUUGACAGAAGCGCAUGAGAUGCGGCGAGGGUAUCCGUUCAGAUGGCUGCUUUACAGUCGCCUGGAUCUUGCAUGGAUUUCAAAUCACCCCCCGCUGCACCUUCUGGAUGAGAAGAGCAUCUGGACCGUUCCGCUUGGAGGGACGCUGCAGGAACAAACGCUUGACAAGGACCAGCCAAAGGCCUUUGCCGCAAACGACUGGCAUGCAGUGGUGCCACGCCCACUAGCCUUUGCCUACUUCAGACGCUGGUCGCUGGUGGCUUCUGGUCAUGCGCCAUGGCUACCGUACAUGGAGCCAGAGGAGCUGCUGAUCGCCACAUGCGAGGUCCUGAGUGGUCUUGGGCAAGCAAAAAGAAGCUUUGAGAACACCUUGGGCUAG
Symbiodinium natans is the source of this 1188-nucleotide messenger RNA. The record is from the annotation of a GenBank genome assembly. Lineage: Eukaryota; Dinophyceae; Suessiales; Symbiodiniaceae.